Messenger RNA from Caenorhabditis remanei, 408 nucleotides. RefSeq lists its product as uncharacterized. Lineage: Eukaryota; Metazoa; Nematoda; Chromadorea; Rhabditida; Rhabditidae. Gene Ontology annotation, molecular function: protein binding. The record is from RefSeq and is a predicted model, not a curated record. The transcript has 2 exons. Bases 1 to 408 code for a protein of 135 amino acids.
AUGCCCAUACCCCUCCUUCACUUCCCGUAUGUAGUCCAAAAGGAAAUCUUUAAAUCAAUGGAAUAUUGUGAACUGUUUAUAAUGUCUCUCUGCUCGAAGCGAAUGAAAUAUUGUGUGAUUCGAGCAAAACGAAAAGUGCACGAAUUAUGGUACGGUGUAAAUCCUGCCCUGAAGUUUAUUGCACUCCAGGAAGGGGAAAGCCCAGUCGACGUGAUAAUCGCAUUUGAUGAUCAGCCUGAGUUGAGUGGAAUGAAACCAAUGGAAUUGGAGAUUGGAGACAAUUUCAAAACACGCGGAAUUGCACCUCCUGAUUAUAAUCUCAACACAGGUCUAAUAAUCGAUCAGUUGGAAACAGAAGGAUUCAAUCCAACAAAACGCCCACAGUGGUAUCAAAUCGAUUUCAAGUGA